Molecule: messenger RNA, 543 nt
Organism: Meloidogyne enterolobii
Lineage: Eukaryota; Metazoa; Nematoda; Chromadorea; Rhabditida; Meloidogynidae
Source: the annotation of a GenBank genome assembly
AUGAACAUGCGUACUAGUGCUAAUAUGUCAGAAUUUAGAGAACCUGUAAAAUUUUCAUCAAAAUCCCCUCCGCCUCAUGUGCACGUCGAAACUUGUUCGUUACUUCAAUUACUUUGUAAAUUUAAUGGAGGGUGUACACCAGAAUCACUUCACAGAGAAAUGCGCAAAAAAUACAACGAAAAUAUUCAAUUCCUUCAAACUCUCACUACUAUGACAAAUGAAGAUGUUGCCAUCAAUGGAAUUGGUCAAAAAACAUUUUCAGACAGCAAUAUGAAGCAGGGAAAGAAGGCUAUAGUAACAAAUCAUUUAAGACAUAUUCAGUUCGAAGUAUAUCCAAGUAAAUUGACGAAGUUGGGAGCUGAUCGUAUUUUUGCAUUAAGAGGAUAUUUACGCGUAACAAUCAGACAAUAUUUUUAUGUUCGACAUCACAUUGACCUUGUUUAUCCGCAGUUGCCUCUUGUUUGCGUUGUCGGAGGACGACAGCAUCAAUAUUUUUAUCCUUUGGAAUGUUUGGACGUUGUUGAAGUUAAAGAACAAAAAUGA